AUGCAAUCAAGAGCACAAUUCUUUGGGAACAAUUAUUGGAAAAAAUUAAGAUAAGUACAAAUUGAAAGUAAAGAUGAAAAAAAAUUGAAUGAAACAGUAAUGUUAGAAGAAAAAUGUGAAUUUGAUUUAAAAUUCUAGCAUAAGAAAAGUGUAGUUUGUGCUAAAUUUUGUAAGUCUAAAGAACUUUUGGCUACGGCUUGUUUAGAUAAGAUUGUGAGAAUUUUUUCAAUUGAUGGAGAAUUAAAGCACCAAUUCUAAAACUUAUUAGACUCUGAUAAAACUCUUUCAUUUAGCUAAAAUGGGAAGUUUUUAGCUAGUGCAGGUUCUUAUGAUAAAAUAAUAAGAAUUUGGAAUAUAGAUAAUUAAGAACUAGAAUUCGAACUUAAAGGAAUUAAAAGUAAAAUUUAAAAAAUCACUUUCUUUAAUAAUAGAGAUGAUAGAUUAAUAUCUAUUACAUAAGAUAACAAUAUUUAGAUUUGGGAUAUUGAAUCAAAUACAAUUUUACAUACUAUAUCUUGCUAAGGAAAUGGUAUAACUUCAAUUUAAAUAUUUCGUGACGACUCUCGUUGCGUAAUAGGAUCUUCAGAUGGUAUGAUAAUGGAAUGGGAUUUAAAGAAAUUUUAAUUAUUAAAAUAAUGGAAGGGACAUCAAAAGGGUUGUUUUGCUUUGAAAUAUGCAAGUGAAGGACAUACUUUAAUUAGUAGUGGUGGAGAUAAAAAAAUAAAAUUUUGGAAUAUGGAUAAAUAUAAACUAUUUAAAUAAUUUAAUGGUCAUAAUGGUUCGAUAUAUGCUAUUGAAGUAGAAAAAGAUACUGUUAUCAGUUGUCAAUUUAAUUAAACAUUAAUAUGGAAUAUGAAAACCUUAAAAAUAAAUCAGCAGAUAUCAAGUACUUAAUUAGAUUAUUGUUUUGUCGAAAUGAUGAAAAAUUCAUUCGUUGUUGGAUAAAAUGGUGUUGGAAUCAAAGUAUUCAAUUUGUAAUGA
Molecule: messenger RNA, 981 nt
Organism: Paramecium pentaurelia
Lineage: Eukaryota; Ciliophora; Oligohymenophorea; Peniculida; Parameciidae
Source: the annotation of a GenBank genome assembly